Messenger RNA from Penicillium concentricum, 471 nucleotides. RefSeq lists its product as uncharacterized. The coding region runs from base 1 to 471 and encodes 156 amino acids. Lineage: Eukaryota; Fungi; Ascomycota; Eurotiomycetes; Eurotiales; Aspergillaceae. The record is from RefSeq and is a predicted model, not a curated record. The transcript is spliced from 2 exons. Gene Ontology annotation, cellular component: mitochondrion.
AUGGCACAGUCCACGGAUUUCUCACGCGCGUCGAGCAACUUUGUCAACACCACAACUGUACCAUGCCAAACAAGAAUCAAAAAGGUUCACAAGUCACUGCCGAUCAUUCCAAGUAGCCUAUUUUCAUAUUCCUCUGGGCGGUUCUUAUACAAUGAAGCAGCUCGUAUUCGGGAACAACAUGUCCCAUUCAAUGUUACAGCUCUUAAAGAUGCGGUUGCAAGCCAUCUUGGCCAUGGAAAGGUCACCCAACUUUCCAAGAUGAGCGAAGGCGGUUUCAAUCGAGUACUCAUAGCUACCAUGAAAGAUGGAUUCCAAGCCGUUGUCAAAAUUCCAUACCAGAGCACAGUGCCAAAGACAUACGCCACUGCUAGUGAAGUCGCUACUCUCACCUUUCUUAGUUCAAAAGAUAUCCCGGUGCCUAAGGUCUACGGCUGGUCUUCAACGACGGAAAAUCCAGUCGGCAUUGAAUAA